This is a messenger RNA of Penicillium subrubescens, 2493 nucleotides long. RefSeq lists its product as uncharacterized. Gene Ontology annotation, biological process: mitotic spindle assembly checkpoint signaling; endoplasmic reticulum to Golgi vesicle-mediated transport. The record is from RefSeq and is a predicted model, not a curated record. Lineage: Eukaryota; Fungi; Ascomycota; Eurotiomycetes; Eurotiales; Aspergillaceae. The transcript is spliced from 3 exons. Bases 1 to 2493 code for a protein of 830 amino acids. Gene Ontology annotation, cellular component: RZZ complex.
AUGCUACCGUCGGAAGGUGAGGUGUGCCAGGCGGUCCUGAGCUUCGUCACCGAUGGCGCCUAUCCUGAGGAGAAUGUGGUCGCGGCCGAGUUCCCCGCAACCGCUCUUGCGAAGGAAUUGGAGCUCAUAUCCCAAGCCCGAGAGCAAGUAGAGAACGAGAUCAGCUCGCUGAGUCGCGAAAACACUACCUUCGAUGCCGACGAUUGGAUUGUCCAAGCCAAACAGCUGCACGCCGAUAUCGAGCGCUCACGAGUCACGGCACGGGAGAUAGUCGCCCAGCAUGAGCACACGAGCCCCCUCCGAUCCAAAGUAGAGGACGCAAGCGCCAAAGUGGGAUUGAUCGAGACGGAGAUUGCUUUCAACCAGGCUGUGGCAGAGACUCUGGAAGAGGUGCAGCGCUUGUACCAACAAUUGGAAAAUGGACGAGCUGCGCUUGCAAAUGGUCAGUUGACGGUCGCGAUCGAGAAGUUGGAGUCUACGAAAGCGGCGAUUAGGCAGGAUGCAUUCUUCACCAACACCAAUGUGAUGAGCAUUCUCACUCUCGAAGUGGCACGGUUUAGGGAGCAGAUUGAGGACACUCUGCGUCUACGCUGGCAGGAGCAGCUAAAGUUGGACCGACAACGCGGGGAAUUCCAAGUGGUUAAGGGCGAUGGCGCAGACUCUCUGGACAACACUAUUGCGUCAAUGUCCCGAUUGGAGAUUCUCGCUUCAGCCAGCGAGAAACUCCUGAAGGACCUCUGUGUCGCCGUUGUCGACCCAAUACUACGGCCACGGGCUGAUGGGAAAAGUCGCGCUGUCUCAAUCACGGACACCGGCAUCCGUGUUCAAUCGGAGUUCUCAGAAACAACUGUUGCCGAGACGCUGAGCCGCACCACAGAAGUUCUGGAUUAUCUGCGACAGAACCUGCCACAGUCUAUCUUAUCUGAGCUCCCUCAAUCGUUGAUCCCAUCUGUUGCGUCCAAGGCGAUCUCGGGGUGGCUGUCUUCUUCGAUCCCAACCACGCUCAAUGGAUUGGGGGAGUUUGAAGAGACUCUAGACAUUGUGAUGCAGUUCACCAAUACAGUUCAGUCUUGGGGUUGGACUGGGAUUGAGGAGCUUGUAUCCUGGGUUAACCAGGCACCUCGUCUGUGGUUGACUCGGCGUCGCGUCGACUCGCUCGACAGUGUGCGCAAGGUCCUUGCAGCUAGCCAGGGCACCACUAAGCAAGUUGAGCGAGUCGAAAAGGAGCAGGUCUCUCGGGCGGAUGAAGCCUUGCUGGAGACUGCCACGGACGAUUGGGAUGCUAAUUGGGAUGACGAGAAAGGGGAGGCAAGUACAGCAGGUCCAGCAAUGGCCGCCCAGCCUGAAGAAGAAGAGGAUGUCAGUGCGUGGGGUCUUGAUGAGGACGCCCAGGAAGAAGCCGAGCCCGAUGCGACUGGUGCUAGUGGAGACGACGAUGCGGAUGAUGACGCGUGGGGCUGGGGCGACGACGAUGGCGAGGAAGACCCGAGUGAUCGGAAUAAAUCCCUACAGACUGACACGGCCUCAAAGCCUGUCAAUGGUGCAGAGGCAGCACAGUCUUCUACUCCCAGAGAAAUGACUUUGAGGGAGGUUUAUACAGUCACCGAUAUCCCCGACUCGAUCCUUGAUAUUGUUCGCCAGCAGAUCAACGACUCAAAAGACAUCUCACAGCCACCGCAUUCGACCUCUCGAGUCGCUUCAUCAGGUGCUGGUCUACUGGCGCUACCCACGCUGAUUCUGGCCAUGUUCAAAGCUACUUCCUCCUCCUUCUACUCGCUGAAGCUCGGCUCGGGUCAAAUGUACCUGUACAAUGACAGCCUGUACCUUGCCGGCCAAAUUCGAGAGUUGAUUGAAGAACAUGAGCUGACCAGGCUCAGCUCUGAUGUGGAAGCUCUUGAGAAAUUUGGCAAAUUUGCUUACAGCAAGGAGAUGCAAACACAAAGCACGAUUGUCACCGAUCUUCUUGAUGGUGCACAAGGCUUUGGACAAUGCUCCGAGCAGCCAUUCAAGACAGAGUGCGAAAAUGCCGUGAGCGCGACUGCAGAUCGCAUUCGUGAUGUCUAUAAGGAGUGGCAGCCCAUCCUGUCACAUUCUGCUCUACUGCAGUCCAUUGGAUCCCUAUUGUCUACUGUGAUCAGCAAGAUCAUCAUCGAUGUGGUAGAUUUGGGUGACAUCUCCGAGGAUCAGUCUAAGCAGCUCGUUGCUUUCUGCAACCAUGUCUCCAAACUCGAGGAUCUCUUCAUACCCGAGACAACUGGUGAUGCCGAAGCCCUACCUGUUACUGCUGUUUACGUGCCAAAUUGGCUUCGUUUCCAGUACUUGAUCAACAUCCUCGAGAGUUCUCUUGCUGACAUCAAAUACCUUUGGCUGGAGGGCGAAUUGGGACUCGAAUUCUCCGUCGACGAGGUGGUGGAUUUGAUCGAGGCAUUGUUUGCAGAAUCUGGCCAUCGCCGUCAGGCCAUCUCAGAGAUUAAGCGUGCCCCUCGAGGGUGA